AUGGCCGCUCCUGCGCCCUCCGCCCCUGGUCCUCACGAGGAUCAAGGGGUUAUGAGCCCAACUGGUGCUCGGCGUGCCAUUGAUUCGAGAUUGGAAGGUGAGACUGCUGGUCCGCGCUACGAUCGUCAUCCUGCUGGAAAUGCGAUGCCCAAUGGGGUACUUUCGGCUGAUGUUGUAAGGCGUGAGGAUAUGGUGCAGGCCUCACCUGGUGCAGCGAGUUUAGAAAGCGCUCCAUGGCCACCAGCUAUGACUUCAAGGACAGAAGAUGUGGGACCGCCUGGUACAUUUUCCUGUGAUUCCGGGCUUCGCCAAGAAACGUCUUCCGUGUCUGCUGGGAAUGUGGGGCCAACGAUUCCGCACUUGGUCGCGCGGGCGAGUACGGAUAAUCACCCGGGAGGCUCCCAGGGUGGGACUGCCUUGCCAGUCCCGUCCUGGAUGAGUCGUCUCGGGGAUUAUCUUCGCCAAGCUUCCGGACAGGUUGAGACGCUGACAACGACGCUUACGAGGAGUGUGGGAACAGACGAUGCUUCAUCGGCGUCCAUUCCGGUGGAGUUGGUGCAGGAGGAGGUGAGAAGACAAGUGGAAGCGGCCUUGGCAGGCCAGAAGGGAAGGCUUGAGCGCCUUCAAGAAGAAAAUGAGCGAUUGCGGGAGAUGGCUUUUGGGGGUGGUGGCGAUGUGAAAGGACAAGGCCGGGGUGGGGCUCUAUGGAAUGAGGCGCAGCGGCAGAUGAGGGAGCAGUCUGAGCUUCCUGAGGAUCGUGGUGUACCUCAUGGAGAUCGGGCCUACUCAGCAUCGCAAGUGCUUCAUGAGGAUCGUGGUGUACCUCAUGGAGAUCGGGCCUCUUUCGCAACUCCAAGGUGCUUCAUGAGGAUCGUGGUGUACCUCAUGGAGAUCGGGCCUCUUUCGCAACUCAAGUGCUUCAUGAGGAUCGUGGCGUACCUCAUGGAGAUCGGGCCUCUUUCGCAACUCAAGUGCUUCAUGAGGAUCGUGGUGUACCUCAUGGAGAUCGGGCCUCUUUCGCAACACAUGCACUUCGUGAGGAUCGUGGUGUACCUCGUGGAGAUCGGGCCUCCCAGCAUCUCAUGCUUCGUGAGGAUCGUGGUGUACCUCAUGGAGAUCGGGCCUCUUUCGCAACUCAAGUGCUUCAUGAGGAUCGUGGCGUACCUCAUGGAGAUCGGGCCUCUUUCGCAACUCAAGUGCUUCAUGAGGAUCGUGGCGUACCUCAUGGAGAUCGGGCCUCUUUCGCAACACAUGCACUUCGUGAGGAUCGUGGUGUACCUCAUGGAGAUCGGGCCUCCUCAGCAUCUCAUGCACUUCGUGAGGAUCGUGGUGUACCUCAUGGAGAUCGGGCCUACCCAGCAUCUCAUGCACUUCGUGAGGAUCGUGGUGUACCUCAUGGAGAUCGGGCCUCUUUCGCUCAUGCACCUCGUGAGGAUCGUGGUGUACCUCAUGGAGAUCGGGCCUACCCAGCAUCUCAUGCACUUCCUGAGGAUCGUGGUGUACCUCAUGGUCGUCAACCAGUUCCGUCGAUGUCUCGGGCCCAUGAUGGUCCUCGUGCACAGAGGGGCGAAGCUGGUGCCAGGUCAAGAAGUGCAGAAGGACAUGGCGAGCUUGGGAACAGGCCAAGGAAUGUGUAUGCUCGUGGUUAUGGUGCCAAGCGAUCUGCCUCAGCGAGUCCGUCGCCAAGUGGUGGUAGAGGAGUUGUGGGUGAGAGGUUGUCUGGAGGGGAUGUCUGUGGUGUCCCGCCGUUUGACCGAGCCUUCAGGGCUCGCUUGGAGCCUGAGCUAG
Symbiodinium natans is the source of this 1788-nucleotide messenger RNA. NCBI's taxonomy places the organism in Eukaryota, Dinophyceae, Suessiales, Symbiodiniaceae. The record is from the annotation of a GenBank genome assembly.